GAUCGGGAUUGGUACACGUGCGCGCGCGCGCGCGCACUCUCUUUCUCCAUUCUGUCUCGUUCUCUCGCUCUCUCCCUCUCUCUCGCACGCGCUUCGGGAAACGUGAACCGUGAGAACGAGUGGACCGUACGGGGUAGAUCGAUGGUAUGCGAUCGCGGCCGUCCGUACGCGACACCGUGCCCCGUCCGGCUUCGUUGCGCGCGGCGAUCCGCAGCGUCGGACGGAAGUGAUCGGCCGAGAGGAACAAUCGGCGACGACGUGCAGCCUUAACCGCUUGAAGGCCGAAGGCUCUCGUGCGCCGCCGGUUAGUUCGCGCGCGAUGUGUGUAAUUCACGUUUCUCCGUCGCGCGCUAAUUACCGCGUUAAUUCGUUGCCACGAUGAAUUGACACGUCUGCCGUCAGAUCGCCGAUCGUUGAAAAACGUCGUAGCGACGCACGUUUCGCGUACCAGUGAAUACGACGAACGUAAACACGCACUGCUGCGCCUGUCUCGUGCGCGCAGCAUUUCUGAGUUUCCGACGUGUGUCAAGCAUUUCCACGGCGGUUAAAAUUGACGACAUACGAAUCGUCGAUCCUAAAUUUUGCAAUGAGCUCGCAACCGAUUGUGGUGCCUGGUGGAGAGCAUCGUCUUCAGCCGGAGACUCAUUCUAUAUCUGUUGGAAGUUCAGCGGACACCUACAAGACCAUGACACCGCCAAACGUCAGCAGAUCCCUAAGUCAACCAGCGGAUCGACAACUUCGAAGAAGCAGCGUCCAAGCACAGUCUACACCAUUACCUAAACUUCCAUCAACUGAGUCCCUUGCAACAAGCACAAAUAUUACAGCCGGUGCACCUCCAGUUUCUCCAGGGAUCUCUGGUAUGGGCGAAGGUAGUCAAAAAAUGGAUAAUUCAUCAGACAAGUCGUUAGAUUCUUGCAAAUUAACGCGAAAAGAAUCAUAUAAGGCUCAAAGAAAGAAUUAUCGAAUGGAAAAGAAAAGAGUAGCCGAUGAACUUUUAAGUUCUUUCAAAGAUCCAACCGUUAUUGUUAUGAGUGAUUGGUUAAAAGUUCGUGGCACAUUGAAAAGUUGGACCAAGUUAUGGUGUAUUCUGAAACCUGGAUUAUUGUUGCUGUACAAAAGUCCAAAAACGAAGAGUAAUCAUUGGGUUGGAACGGUACUACUUAAUACGUGUCAAGUUAUUGAACGUCCGAGUAAAAAGGAUGGAUUUUGUUUUAAAUUAUUUCAUCCGUUGGAGCAAUCUAUAUGGGCUCCUCGAGGACCAGAAAAAGAAGCUAUUGGUGCUGUAGUACAACCUUUACCAACAUCUUACUUAAUCUUUCGAGCACCAUCUCAAGCAGCAGGCAAAUGUUGGUUGGACGCACUUGAAUUGUCGUUACGUUGUUCUUCGUUAAUAGUACGCUCGACAAGUGCAUUACCGCGCCCUUUACCACACGAUGCAACCACCACUCAUGAAACUCAAUGGAGCGAGGCUGAUUAUGAAAAGCACUUUGAUGAUCAUGUAUAUUUAAGUCACUAUGCUCCAAGAACACCUACGACCCCUCAAAGACACUUGUUAUCUCAUCCGCAAUCACUCUCACCCACUGUAACUCGCAAUAGAAGCAUUUGUCCUUCACCUACUCCAAUGUUUCAACAUCUUUAUCAUGCAGUUGCGUAUUGGGAAAAAUUUUUACUUGAUCGAUCUCCCACACCUGGCACAGAUCAAGAAAACAUUGCUUCUUUGAACCCUAAUCCUAAAGAGGAACCAGAUGGUGGUGAUGCUCAACCGUCUGGAUCUUCAUAUUUUGCUUCUGCAUCUCAUCCACCAGUUUCCCCAGCACGUCGCAUGACUGUUCCUUCUAUACGUGUCUUAGAGUAUGAUACCUGUCAAGUAGUAACGCUAGAUCCUGUGUACCCCUCGCAUACAGACCUGGACGAUAUUAGUCAGCCGGAGAAUGGAGUAGUAGCUGAUGCUGAAAUCAGCGCCUCGGACAGUGAAUCUGAAGCAUCAGCCAAAGAAGAUCAAUCGGAACCAAUCACCGAAACACCAUACGUAGCUAAUGAAAAUGAAAUUCUUGGAACGGCCGGUGAAGUCGUUGCAGAACUACAAGAAGAACAAAAGUCUUUGAUAUGGUUCUUAAUGAAACAACUUCGUCCUGGCAUGGAUCUGUCUAAAGUUGUAUUGCCGACUUUCAUUCUGGAAUCACGGUCGUUUCUGGAAAAACUGGCCGAUUCGUAUUAUCACGCCGAUUUAUUGUCUCAAGCAGUAUUGGAAGAUGAUGCAUUUACACGUAUGAAAGCCGUAGUGAAAUGGUAUUUAUCGGGAUUUUACAAAAAACCACAAGGCUUAAAAAAGCCAUACAAUCCGCUUUUAGGCGAAACAUUCCGCUGUUAUUGGCAACAUCCUAAUGGUUCAAGAACAUUCUAUUUAGCCGAACAAUUAUCGCAUCACCCACCUAUCUCAGGAUUUUAUGUGACAAAUCGUCAAGAUGGAUUUACUAUCAGCGCUACGAUCAUUGCAAAAUCUAAAUUUUAUGGAAAUUCGACCUCUGCAGUUUUGGAUGGUAUCGCUGUAUUGACAAUGUUGCCGAGAGGCGAAGAUUAUACAAUGACAAUUCCUUAUGCACAUUGCAAAGGCAUUCUUAUGGGGACAUUAUCUAUGGAACUUGGUGGAAAAGUGAACAUAAUAUGCGAGAAGACUGGCUAUCACACAGAAUUAGAAUUUAAACUUAAACCGUUUCUUGGCGGUGCGGAAUUAAUGAAUCAAGUUGUGGGACGAAUACGCCUAGGAAAGGAAACUUUGGCUACUAUUAUGGGAUACUGGGAUGGAUUAAUUUUAAUAACGGAUAAACGGACAGGGCAAGAAAACAUUUUCUUCAAUCCUACUCCGGAAAUACGAAAAAAAAGAUUGAAAAAAUAUACUGUUCCUUUGGAACAUCAGGGAGUAUGGGAAAGUGAAAAAUUGUGGUUGACUGUUACACAAGCUAUUAAUAGGGACGACCAGGUUGCCGCUACUGACGCUAAAACUCGACUCGAGCAAGCACAAAGAGAACGCGCUAAAGAGCGAAAAAGUCUAGGACAAGAAUGGAUUCCAAAAUAUUUCGUUCAAGAUAUUAUAACUGGAAAUUGGGUUUAUCGACAUGCUGAUAUAAGACCAUGGGAUCCGAGAAACGAUGUAGUACAAUAUGAAGAAAAUUAUGUAGUGCGCACAAAGACCAGGCAUAAAACACCUAUUAUGCGUACUGGUAGUAUCGUUUCUACUGAACCCCAAUCACAGAUUCCAUUAUUACAAGCUGAAUCACGUUCCUCCUUAUCAGUGCUCAAAUCUUCUAAAAGGCAGCUAUCAAAUAAUAUGCCUUUAACAGAGGCUCAUGAUUCUGCAAGUUCAUCUGCAGAAGCACAUACGGAUUCUAGUCAAUCGUUAGGAAAAAGAAAACGUUCAACCACUAGGUUAAUUGACAUAAUAAAACAAGUUGAGCAUCAAAUGAUAGAACAUGGUGAGAAAUUGAAUCGUAUACAGCAGAUUGUAGAACAAGUUGUAAGAAAACAAAGAGAAUCUGGUGAACAGCAUCACAACAUAAAUAUGUUCAAGAGUUUCGUGGAUACUAUACUUAUUAUUGUUAUCGUUUUUUCCGUGCAAUAUUUUUUAAACAUAUGGCAUAAUGAUUGAACUAAAGAUUGAGGGGUUUUAGUAAGAUUGUUCUCUCUUUAUCUUUUGUCACACUGUAUUUGAAUUGUAUGUAUCACUUGUUUUCCUAUCUUCUAAAAUUCUUGCAACGUGGUGUCGGUAUCUUAUGAUCACGGUGGAAUGAAUCCUUUUAUGAAAGAAGUAUAAUAAUAUAAUUUUUAUUUCAAAACACAAUAUACGUGAAAC
This is a messenger RNA of Trachymyrmex septentrionalis, 3850 nucleotides long. RefSeq names its product oxysterol-binding protein-related protein 8 (gene Orp8). Gene Ontology annotation, molecular function: cholesterol binding. Gene Ontology annotation, cellular component: membrane; intracellular membrane-bounded organelle; cytosol. Bases 587 to 3646 code for a protein of 1019 amino acids. The transcript has 17 exons. Lineage: Eukaryota; Metazoa; Arthropoda; Insecta; Hymenoptera; Formicidae. The record is from RefSeq and is a predicted model, not a curated record.